AUGACUACUUCAACAUCUACUCAACAACCAACUGUUGCUCAAAAAAUUUUAUUUAAGGAACUUUGUAAUGUAUUUCAAGAAAUUAAAUCAACAUAUAGAGCAACCAAGCAUUUUGUUUUUAAUAAAUUUUUGAGACGUUGGAGGGAUGAAAUGGUUAAAGAAAAUGUUGAAGAUGGGUUUAUCGAAUAUAGAACUGAUGAUACUUUUUAUCCCGCUUUGCGGUUAUUUGUGCCUAGUAAAGAUGUGAAAAUUAGGGAAUUUAGAAUUAAAGAGGCAAAACUCAACCAAUUAGUUUGUAACUCAAUUGCGGCAAUGCCACUAAAUCCUGUACCUACAAAUUAUGAUUUGUUGGUUGAACGGCUUGUAAAUAUGUCUGCAGAUCGUUUCCCUGUUAAUACGGCAAAAUUGACAAUUUGGGAAGUCAAUGAAUUUUUGGACAGAAUUAAAUACCCGAAUAGUGUUGAUAUUCAAGAAGAAGCGAUGGAUAAACUUUGUCGUCAAUGUACUCCAAACGAACUUCGAUUUAUUUUUCAUAUAAUUUUGGGUAAUAUAGAGAGAUAUAUCGAUAUGUCUGGACAUACUUUAAUGAGAACCUUUCAUGCUGAAGCAGAUAAUUUAUGGAAGGAAGGUGAUUCACUCCAAUUAAUUUGUGAAAAAUUUGCUGACCCAGAAACUGAGAAUUCAAUGAAUUUGACUGGACAUUUGUUAUGUAAACCGUUUAGACCAAUGCUUUUGAAGCGUCUAAAUUACAAUAAAUAUUGCUUGGCAAAGAUAAUUCGUUAUUGCCAACGUCCAUUCUAUUUGGAAACAAAAUAUGACGGAGAACAUUUAAUAGUCCACAAAUAUGAAAAAAUUAAUUAUAAAUAUUUUACAAGAAAUGGUGUUGAUUAUACAAAUAAAUUGGGGAGGCAUUAUGAAUUGCUAUUUUCUAAAAGAAUUCAUAAAUAUUUUAGAGAAGAAAUUGUUGAUUGUGUUUUGGAUUGUGAAUUGCUUAUUUGGGAUAAUAAUUUGAAUUGUUUUGGUAAGAAAAUAUUUUUUUUAAAUUUAUGUAGAUAUUUGCGGAUAAAACUGAAAAGCUUUGGAAGUGGAACGUAACAGUCACUGCUGGAUUUUAAUGGCAUAUUCCGCCUUAAAAUUAUUUAUUUAAUGGUUGUCUCUGACCCUUUGAGGUCGAAAAAUGCUGGGUUUUAGGAUUUGCGGACAAACAGAUUUAAGAUUUGCGGAUAAAACUGAAACAUAUUGAAUUUUGGAUGAAUGACCACUAGGCAUUUU
Molecule: messenger RNA, 1272 nt
Organism: Meloidogyne enterolobii
Lineage: Eukaryota; Metazoa; Nematoda; Chromadorea; Rhabditida; Meloidogynidae
Source: the annotation of a GenBank genome assembly